This is a messenger RNA of Prunus avium (sweet cherry), 795 nucleotides long. Lineage: Eukaryota; Viridiplantae; Streptophyta; Magnoliopsida; Rosales; Rosaceae. The record is from RefSeq and is a predicted model, not a curated record.
AUGGAGAUGGAAGAAGUAGAUGAAGUACUAUGGAAUGAAGAAAUUGAGGAAGAAAAAGAAGAAGAGGAAAUGGACGAUGAAGAAUUCGAGGAACAUGAUUAUGAAACCAUUAAGAUAUUGUUGAUGGCAACAGAAGCAAUAGCUCAAGUGCUCAAUGCUUUAACGGCUCUCAUACAUGAUGGUCAUAUUGAACGUUCAUUAGCUCGACGCCCAAUUUCUACAAUUGGGUACAAUUAUAUAAAUAAGGUACUGAAUGAGGAUCCUCAACACUUUCGACAGUUAUAUAGGAUGUACCCUGAUGUGUUUUUGAAGCUAUGUGUUUGGAAUUUGUUGAACUUUGGAUCCACAGUGCCAACUAAAAUAAGAGAAAGUACAAGAUUUUACCCUUAUUUUAAGGGUUGCAUUGGAGCUAUUGAUGGCACACAUAUACCAGCAAUGGUGACAGGGCGCGAAGUAAGUAGUUAUCGUGAUCGUCACGGUAAAAUAUCACAAAACGUGCUAGCUGCUUGUAACUUUGAUUUGGAAUUCAUAUACGUUCUUAGCGGAUGGGAGGGUUCAGCUCAUGAUUCCAAAGUGUUAAUGAAUUUUCUCCGCAAGGAGUGUCGUUCUAAUGAAUUUCCUAUUGAAGAAAACAACGAGCAUUCAGCGUCGUCGUCAUCACCAGAAACUGAGGGAAAUAAUUAUGACCAAGUUUUUCAAACCCAAGAACAACAACGCGAGAAUGCUAACCAAUGGAGGGUUGGGAUAUCUUCAGAUAUGUGGAGAGAUGCUAUGAAUGACGGGAGUCAAAGAUGA